AUGGCGACUCCCGGUUAUAUCCCCUGUGCAAACUGGACCGUCGGCGGUACAGCGUGCAAAAAGACGGGCACGUUCAGUUGCAAGAGCUGUAAACUCGUAUCGUAUUGCGGUCCAGUCUGCCAGAAAUCCCACUGGUCCGUCCACAAGACUGACUGCAAAUCCCCGCUAAGUAGUACCUCUUGGAAGCCAGGCUGGGAAGCCGAGAACCGGACGCCGAGUUUUGUUGGUGACAAUGAUGGGCCGUCGAACUUUGGCGGGAUGAAGUAUUACUGGGGGAAUGUGCCUGCUCUGGAUGUGCUGAAGCUGGGGGAGAAUGAGGGGGCUGGGCAUGAGAAGCAUUUGAGAAUUUUGUGUGCUGCAUCCGGGGACUUCCGUAAUGUAGUCAAGACCAUCGCCCAGCUACCCAGCAGCUAUUCUGGCACCGUCGAAGUGACUCUCAACGACAAGGAACUCGACAUUGUCGCACGCAACGCCAUCAUGCUACUAAUCGGUCUUGUCGUUGACAACGACGACAACUCCAACGCCCCCAACAUGGACACCGCCAUCGACUGCAUCAUUCACAUUUGGUACUCCGCCCUCAUCCGGCCCUCCGACCUCUCCAUCCUUCAAACCCACAUCCGCCCCCUCAUCGCAGACAUAUGCACCAAAACAGCCAACAAACCACCGCACACUCUCCUCGCUAAAACCUGGACUUUCCCUCCCGUUUCUUCUUCCAACCCCACCAACGGAGGGACCCCCCGGACCCUCCGACUAACCCUCCAGAAACAAGCCUGGGACCGGAUUCUCUCCUUCCUGGACGUGCCGCAGGGCUUGACGGCGGAGAAGGCCCAUAAGAUCCGGACCGGGGUCACGCUAGCAAGGGAGAGACGGGAUUAUCGCGAUCGGUAUUAUACGCUGCAGGUGCCUGCGCAGCGGGUGGCGAAAGAGCGGUUUCGUGAAGAUGGGGUGAUGUUGCCGUUUGGGAUGGCCAGGCAGGGGUUCUUGGUGCCGAACCCCACAUUCUUCCAGGAUGGAACUUGGCACAUGCCUGAUAAUGCGAACCCCCUGGACGGGUGGUCCGAGGAAGAACUGGCAGAGUAUCCGCACCCGCCGGCGUCGGCAGACAUGUAUGGCAAGAUGUAUUACUACCUCCGUGCUAUGCUCCGGGACUUUCUUAUUCGCGUGGCCGAGGGAAAGGUUACCUUCCGGCUCUUUCACAUGGACGCUGCUCAACUUCCGAAACACGUCGAAGCAAGCUCUUUCGACCGGAUUGAUGUGUCCAACAUCUCUGACGCCGGCUAUCUUGGCCUUUACCGCACCCUCAACACCAUGAUCCCGCUCCUCACGACACCCUCUACCAACCGCCACGCCACGCUCAUCACUUUCUUCAUGAACGCCAUCCCGGAAAUGUCAAACCCGCAGGACACUCUAGUUAGCAUGGGCCAGUCCAAAACCAAGCUGAUGCAGUACAUGCCCAACUUGUUGGCCAAUGCCCGCGUUAUCCACGCCGUGAGUGGGGGGUAUCAGUACAGCCUAGAGGCUGUAAAGUUUGUAUGUGCGCUGGAGCUUAUGGGGGAUCAUGAUGCUAUCUGGGAUCGAUAUACCUCCCUCCAUAACUUCCCCCACACCGCUUCCCUAUGCAAUGCCUCCAUGAAGCCCCAACGGAAACACACCAUCAUCGAGGCCUGGCCCUACCGUCUCAAGCUGCAGCCCGGCCAGCCGGGCGCCCAGGCCGAGUUUGACCGGCGCCUGGCGGGCGGUAUGUCGGGUAAGGAGAGGUAUGUGGAAUGGAGUAGGAAGGUGUGA
Dichotomopilus funicola is the source of this 1785-nucleotide messenger RNA. RefSeq lists its product as uncharacterized. The record is from RefSeq and is a predicted model, not a curated record. NCBI's taxonomy places the organism in Eukaryota, Fungi, Ascomycota, Sordariomycetes, Sordariales, Chaetomiaceae. The coding region runs from base 1 to 1785 and encodes 594 amino acids. The transcript has 6 exons.